This is a messenger RNA of Carassius auratus (goldfish), 915 nucleotides long. Its product is annotated as SLAM family member 9-like. Lineage: Eukaryota; Metazoa; Chordata; Actinopteri; Cypriniformes; Cyprinidae. Bases 79 to 915 code for a protein of 278 amino acids. The record is from RefSeq and is a predicted model, not a curated record. The transcript is spliced from 5 exons.
ACUUUGGAAAAAGCGGACGAGCAAACUCGGUCUAAUGAAACAUGAGUUUAUUGAUCGGAUAUUUUGGGAACUGUGAAUAUGAAUCAUAAAUCUUUUUUCCUCUGCCUAUGGAUUUGGUUCUCACAUGGUGUUAUUGGUGAUACAGAUGAAGUGAAGCCAGUGUCAGUGACUGAAGGAGAUUCUGUCUCUCUUAACUCUGGUGUCUCUGAAGUACAGAGAAAUGAUCAGAUACUGUGGAUGUUUAACAUUAACAAUUCAUACACUCGUAUUGCUGAAAUCCACAGACAGAACAUCUAUAUAGAUGAUAAUACUCUGAUAUUUGGAGACAGACUCCAGAUGGACAGUCGGACUGGAUCUCUGACCAUCAGAAACAUCAGAUCUGAACACUCUGGAGUUUAUAAAAUACAGAUCGUCAAAGCUGCUGGGAUCACAUACAAGAGUUUUUCUGUUGCUGUCUAUGCUCCUCUUUCCAUUCCUGUCAUCACCAGAGACACUUCAAACUGUUCUUCAUCAUCUUCAUCUUCAUCUUCAUCAUCAUCUAAACGUUCAUCAGUGUCCAGAUGUUCACUGCUGUGUUCAGCUGUGAAUGUGGGUGAUGUGACUCUCUCCUGGUACAAAGGAAACAGUUUAUUGUCCAGCAUCAGUGUGUCUGAUCUCAGCAUCAGUCUCUCUCUACCUCUGGAGGUGGAAUAUCAGGAGAACAACAUCUACAGCUGUGUGAUCAACAAUCCCAUCACAAACCAGACCACACAUCUGGACAUCACUCAACUCUGUCAGACAUGUCCAGGACUGAGGCAUCAUCUCAUACCACUGAUCGUUGCAGUGCUGUUUGUAAUUGUGGUUUUUGGCCUCAUGUUCAGCUGCUGGAUGAACUCUAUCAGACCAGAGAACAGGAAGCCUGAAGGAAACUGCUAA